AUGAGGCGUGAUGACGGCUUGGAGAUAUCGGACAGUACAAAUAAGGCUGAGCACUUUUCUCAAUUUUUCCUAUCCGUUUUCACGAGAGAAGCAGACUUUACCCCAUCUAAUUCUGAGAACAUGAGAGAUCCCACUAUCGAAAAUAUUGUGUUUCGAGAAGAAGCGAUUUUGGAGGAACUGAAUAGCUUGAAGGAAUGUAAAUCUCCCGGUCCGGACGAGAUCCCAGCAAAGCUGGUCUUUGAGCUUGCCCAACAGCUGGUCAAGCCAUUAUCCUUUCUGUGCCAGAAAUCGUUUGAUGCUGGAAUUCUUCCCACAGAUUGGAAGAUGGCCCACAUUACACCCCUUUACAAAAGCGGUAGUCGUGCUCUGGCGACAAACUACAGACCCGUCAGUCUGACAUCAAUCUGCUGCAAAGUGAUGGAGAAAACCAUCAAAAGGAAGUUGAUGGCUUACUUGGAAACCCACAACCUCUUGUCCAAUGCACAAUAUGGUUUCCGUAGGGGAAGAUCAUGUGUUACGAACUUGCUAUACACAAUGCAAAGUUGGACACGAGCACUGGACGCAAAACACACCGUGCAUGUUGCCUAUAUUGAUUUCCGGAAGGCGUUUGACAGUGUUCCGCACCAGCGUCUCCUACACAAGUUGAGAAUUAUGGGCAUCGGUGGCAAACUUCUCAAAUGGAUCGAAAAUUUCCUUGUCGGCCGCUCCCAAAUUGUCUGCGUAGAACAACAGCAAUCAAGGUGCGCAUUCAUAGAGAGUGGGGUCCCACAAGGCUCGGUGCUCGGACCAACCCUCUUUCUCUUGUUCAUCAAUGAUUGUGUAGAUGGUUUGGACUGUGAUUGUGCCAUGUUUGCGGACGACAUAAAAAUCUGGAAAGUCAUCCACAAUGCUGCCGAUGAGACCAACUUGUUCAGGCUCCGCGCUUACCGUGGUCAAAGGUUACUAACCACAUACAACUUUCAGCGCCCUUCCGCUCUUGCCUAGCUUGUGUUUUUAAAAACUAACUUUUAUCGAUUUUUGUUUCACUCACUGUACCCCGUCCUAUGAAACUGUAUUGGCCUGAUGGGGAGUUACCGAAAGGAACGUUCACUCGCCAAUGUCACUUCUAAACAUAUUUAUGGGGGUUUUCACAUCUUUAAAAAAUACUUUCUUACAUUCAGUAUACCUUGGGACACACGUAAUUUGAAGGGAUGUCCGCGGAGUUUAGUUUUAUUGGUGAGUCGGAAACAAUCGUCCUUUUUGACUCCUCAGACGCCUUCAUCUACAUCCCUGCACCAACUCCCUUGUCGAUCGCCAUUUUGACCACACUCCUGACAUGCCGUCGCCUCCGACGUCCACUAUUGCUAAGUUCCCGGUCUCUACUACGAAUCCGGCGACGGAGGUUACUGCUUCCUCCGGUCCCAUCACUGGUAAGUACACUCCCGACGUUCCGUCAGCCACUAUCCUCUCACCACCCUUAUCACUAUCAGUGUGGAUUCGGUCACACUUUCACAUAACACAUCUGACUGUUCGGUCACGUGCAAAUCCUCCACACUGGUACUGGCGAACCAGUACAAGGAACGCGAACAUGCACACCCGCCUACACCUGCAUUGUCCACAUUCAUAUUCAGUCACCGCGCCAGCAUAUUUGAUCAUCUGCGCCCCCCAUGCUAGUCUGCGGAAAACAUCCGCGGACAAGACCUCCACACCACGUGCACUGCAUUAUGAUUACGAUUGAACUGUGACCCAAUCACAUUUUAAAUGCCUGCAAUUUUAUUUUAUUUUUGAGUAUGAAUCUGCGAAAGCACUGUAUAUAAAUAGGGUCAUCAAGGGCUCUGCCUGUAACCCUUCAAUAUACGUACAUACAUACAUACGUGCACCACACAUGAAAUCGCUCCAAAUCACCGGCCACAGGAACGGAGCAAACACUUCCCACCUAUGUGGGGAGGGUGGUUUUCGGCUCCUCCACCAUGUGCUCUCCCUGCUAGUCUACACAAAUGAGGCCGGAAAACGCCAUCCCCUUUGUAUGAGAUCCUGGUGUGUUAUGCGGGUGCCAAAUUGUGUGGGGCACCUGUAAACAGACUGUGAAUUUUAGAACAGUUAGGCUGCAAAGCAUGGAUUCCUCAAAGCUCGGUCUUGUGACACCUGUCAACUCUCUUUCUUUGACUAUGUUCUCCAAUCUAGGAACAAUGGUUUUGCACUUUACGCAGUAUAUUUUGACGAUUUAACUAAGGAUUUCGAGGCCAUAAAGGUCAAGCCGCUGGUUUUAAAUUUGAAGAUAAGUGGAGGAUAUUAUUUUUAGUGGUUUUUCUCUGAGAUCUAACGAUUUUAGUACCUGUUUUUUUGUUUGAAUUUCCUUAAAUACAGGCCUUUUCUCUAAGAACUGCCCGCUGCCAUCUCCUUUCGAGUUUUGCUAGUCUACGCCCGCUGUUCACUAAUCGCACUUUGCAAUUCUCAUUUUGUGCAUCCGAUUUCUCUCUAACUGUUGUAAUUUAUUUUUACAUCGUUAGCCCCUAGCUGAAAUUCAGUCAACUUGUCUGCCAGAAGUUUUCUUAAUUACAAAUUGCCUCGAGACUAGAUGAGACCAAAAGUCACUGGUCGACGUAAGCUCUCGGCUCUUGUAAGUAAACAUGGCCUAACUAAACGUAAGUCAGAAGCUUUACCUAAAUCUAAGUCAGAUGAUAUUACUAGUCAGUCGUCACCCGUUCUAAUUGGUCGGCAGCUUAAUCUGUCUGCACUUGACCACUGCAAUGACUUUAUGCUAAAGUUUGGCUCUUUGCUGACAAUUCUUGGACAUUUAUUCGACAGGAACAUCUCCGAUAUUCCCUCUGAAGAAUGUAGGCGUCUCGACUCACUUGUUCACUUGAUCGCCAGUGAAUCUAGUGAUAGACAGAAGCGUUCUUACAACUUCCUGCUAAAAAAUGUUCCUCGAUCUGCUCGGCCAAUUGAUGUUACGACCAGUUUCCUGUAUUCAUGUGGUUUCAACUAUAAAAUAGCUGAUGCCAAACGCUUGUCCUCCCGUAGUACAAAUCCACCCAUCUUAGUCAAAUUGUUUUCAUCAAUCGAAGUUGACACAAUCUUUACUCAUCGAGAGCGUGUCACUGCAUACCUAGAGAAGGCAAAAUUUUUCCUUUGUCAUGAUCUUACUCCUAUGGAGCGUAGAAUCAGGUCUCUAUUCUCACGUAAACCCACUGCUUCUCAGUCUAGUGCUCCCCAACUCGGUCAUAAUACAAGUGGCCGUAAGGAUUCAGCUUCUCCUACUCCUGCGACAUCUGACUCCCUCCUUCCUCUUUCUCCAACAUCUCCAUCUCACUCAAGCCACUUGACGCAUUUGCCUGCCCCUAAACUUGCAGCAGCAGCAGCAGCAGCAGCAGCCCCAUUUGUCGUUUUGUAUCCUCCGGAUAGUCCCGCUGAGACACAUGAAAAUCCGUCUACAUCAGCUAGACCGAUAACUUCUAUUGUCCAACUGGGUGCUGUAAUGUCUACAGCUAAGUCACCCGUGGCUUGGCGUCAGAACGGUGAGACUCGAAAAUUGAAUCAGACUCCGACCAAAAGAUAG
Spirometra erinaceieuropaei is the source of this 3538-nucleotide messenger RNA. The record is from the annotation of a GenBank genome assembly. Lineage: Eukaryota; Metazoa; Platyhelminthes; Cestoda; Diphyllobothriidea; Diphyllobothriidae.